Messenger RNA from Malurus melanocephalus (red-backed fairy wren), 2018 nucleotides. Its product is annotated as protocadherin beta-13-like. NCBI's taxonomy places the organism in Eukaryota, Metazoa, Chordata, Aves, Passeriformes, Maluridae. The record is from RefSeq and is a predicted model, not a curated record. Gene Ontology annotation, cellular component: plasma membrane. The coding region runs from base 1 to 2001 and encodes 666 amino acids. Gene Ontology annotation, molecular function: calcium ion binding. Gene Ontology annotation, biological process: homophilic cell-cell adhesion. The transcript has 2 exons.
AUGAGGAACAGAGAGGAACUGCUCUCGGGGCUAGCGGUGGCUCUGAUCCUUCUCUGCGUCUCGGGGAUGAGAGCAGAAACCGCUCAGUACUCGGUGCCCGAAGAGGCGGAGAGAGGCUCUUUUGUGGCGAAUAUCGCUAAGGAUCUGGGACUAACCGGUGAGGAAUUAUUGGUUCGUCAGGCUCGACUCGUUCCUGAAGGAGAAAAGCAGUAUUUUCAGCUGAAUCAUCACACCGGGGAUUUGGUGGUGAAAGAGCAAAUGGACCGGGAAGAGCUGUGCGGACAGAGCGAGCCUUGCUUGGUGCGUUUCGAGGUGCUGYUGGAGAACCCAUUGCAAUCCUUCCGAGCUGAGGUAAGACUCACUGACAUAAAUGAUCAUGCUCCUGUGUUCCUAAAUAAAGAGAUCGCUUUAAAAAUCUCGGAAUCGACAAUGCCGGGGACUCGGUUUUUGUUGGAAAGCGCUCAGGAUCCAGAUGUGGGGAACAAUAGUCUUCAGCAUUAUAGCAUCAGCUCAAACGAGUAUUUCCUUGUCUACACCCGGCAGCGGAGUGAUGGCAGGAGAUAUGCCGAGCUGGUGUUGGAUCGAGCUCUGGACCGGGAGCAGCAGGMAGAAAUCGCUUUCAGCAUCACGGCUGUGGAUGGUGGGACUCCACCRCGCUCUGGUACAGCCUUAAUCCGCGUCCUGGUCCUGGAUAUAAAUGACAACAUCCCGGUAUUUACUCGGAGUCUGUAUAAAGUCUCCGUAAUGGAAAAUARCUCACAGGAUACCAUAGUGGUGGUAGUGUCUGCUAGCGAUUUAGACUCAGGCACUAACGGAGAAAUAAGCUAUUCCAUAGUUCAAAAUUCAGAGGAAAAUUUCGAGACGUUUAAAAUAAAUGCAGAGACGGGUCAGAUCCGACUUAAAAAGCCUUUGGAUUAUGAAGAAACAAAGACCUACGAGAUAGACAUCCAGGCCUCAGACGGAGGGGGCCUGUCCGCGCAUUGCAAGGUGGAGGUGCAGGUGAAGGACGUGAACGAUAAUGCCCCCGAGGUGAUCAUCACCUCUCUCACUAGCACCCUCUCCGAAGCCGCCCCGCCCAGCACGGUGGUUGCCCUCUUCAACGUGCGGGACCGGGACUCGGGGGACAAUGGCAGGACGACCUGCGAGCUGAUAGGCGAGCAGCCCUUCAGGAUCACGUUGCUGGCAGCAGACGCGUACGCACUGGUGACAUCAGAGACACUGGACCGAGAGCAGGUGGCAGAGUACAACGUAACAGUGCGAGCCCGUGACGAGGGCUCCCCCGCCCUGUCGGCGUCCAAGGCUCUGUUCCUGCGGCUCUUGGAUGUGAACGACAAUGCACCCACCUUCACCCAGGCCAUUUACACCAUGAUGAUGAGUGAAAACGAGCCCGCGGGGAGGAGUUUGGGCCGCCUCAGUGCUACGGACCCUGAYGCGGGAGAAAACGCCCGCGUGAGAUACGCGCUAGUGCCUCCCCCGCCAGGCACCCUCGCCGUGAAAUCAUUAGUGUCAGUGGACGCAGAGAGUGGAACCGUCCGGAUAGACGACUUCUCCGAUGCCUUUCACCAGCUUGACCAAGAUCCCGCGAGCGGACAGCAGCCGAAGGUGGCAGAGGAGGAAAUUAUCACCACUUAUCUCAUCGCCUCCCUGGGCUGCGUCUCCUCCCUUUUCCUSUUGUCCAUCCUCGUCUUGACGGCGAACACGCUCUGCAAACCUCGAGUCCGGGCAGAGCUUUCUCCUCCCUCUCCCAGCUGCUACGCGGACGGAGACUUCGCCAGCGACGGCGUGGGCGGCACAGGCACUCUGUCUCCGCCUUUCCGCUACGAGAUGUUCCUGACCAGCGGCUCGGGGAGGAGCGAAUUCCAGUUCCUGAGGCCCGUCCUGCCCCGCCAGCAUAGCAACGCUGAGGCGGGGCUGGAUAAGGACGAAGAACCCCUAUACGACUCGCAGCCCGCCUGCGACGGGGAAGCGCAUGCGGAGAGCACAGCCACUCCUCCCCUUUAGCCGCCAGACUGCCCAGU